AUGGAGCAGGCCAAAAUUGACGUGGAGCUGGAGACGGUCAAGGUUGACGAGGAGCUGCAACUGGGCAAGGUUGACGAGAAGCUGCAGCUGGGCAAAGUGGACGACGUUGUGGAGCAGGUCAAAAUUGACGAGGAGCUGCUGCAGCUCGCUAAGGUUGACGACGAUGACUUGGAAGAGGACAACGCUGGCGAGGACGAAGAGGGCGAAGCCGCCGACCAGACGUGCCCCAUCAAGGACGGCGGCGAGACCGAGGAGGACGAGCUGGCCCGGCUGGAGAAGAAACGCGUGCGGGAACUGGCCGGCGCGAAAGCAGUCACCACGACCCCGUCGUGGAGUUUGUGCAGUCACGAGCGGACCGACGAGUACUUACUACAGGAGAGCGUCCUCGACCAGACGACGUAUAUGGACGCCUCGGACACGUCGAACACGUCGGAUGCAAGCACAUCGAAGAUCGAGGAGGAAAUCGCGCCGGCAAGCCCGCGAAGAGCCGAAGUUUCGCAAGUUUGCGCCCCGGUCGCCUCGACACAUGAUAGCCAUGUCGUGCAAGAUACAAUCGAAGGACUUAGGUCACGCCUAGAGAUCACCCAGCAUCUGCUGGCGCGCGAGCAAGAAGUCCGGAAGCGCACCGAGGAGUGGCUGGCCGAGGAGAAGCGACUUCGCGAGAAGUUUGAGAUGGAAAACCAACGGAUGCUGCGAUCGCUUACCCGACGAGUCAUCGAAUGCAAGGAGCUGUCGAUGGUGUUGAAGCGGAAAUCGCAAGAGGAUCCCUGCCCGUGCUCGCUGAAACAGCCGUCCCCGUGUCUCGCCUCCAGCUCGUCGUCGUCGAUGAACGACACGAACGGCUCCUCGUCCUCGCCCAGCUCGUCGAUGGACCAGUCGCGCGGCUCCGCCAGCAUGGUCGACGCCGGCACGCAAAUGGCUGAGAACGAUGUGCCACCCAAAUCUUCAGCUGCCACCCCCAAAAAGUCUUCGAUCAGGAAGCAGCCACCAAGGAAAGCGUGCCCGCCUCCGGUCUAUCGUCGCAUCACACGAUACCGAGCCCGUCUCGACGAGCACACGGAAAGCCAGGACGAGUCGUUUCAGGAGAGUGGACCCUCGACGCCGCUG
Mesorhabditis spiculigera is the source of this 1107-nucleotide messenger RNA. Lineage: Eukaryota; Metazoa; Nematoda; Chromadorea; Rhabditida; Rhabditidae. The record is from the annotation of a GenBank genome assembly.